AUGCCGUUCACAACAACGACUGAUUCGACAGCUCGGCCUCUACAAUUGUACCUACUGGAACAAUGCCAUUUACAACAAGUGAAGGCACAUCUUACCAGAGCACAGCUGAAACUACAGCCAGAACUGUUGGUCGUACAACAGGACCUAGGACCUCUACUGCUAGAUCAACAGUCAAAGAUACAACAACGACAUCUGCAACAAUCCACUGCAACACUGCCAUUUACAACGAGUAAAACAACAACAAAUCAGUUGACAACUCACAAAACAGCCCUAGAGACGCAGGGUACAACCUCAGGCCCUACAACAAGAGCCUCCACCGUACAACCUACUGCAACCAUGCCAUUUACAACAACUGAUUCGACAACUCGUCAGUUUACAACUAUAACAACACAACCGGAGACGACUGUGCCAACCGAAAGUCUUACGACAAGUACCUCCACGACAGAAGCUACCCCAACAAUGUCAUUGACAACGACACAUGGAAGGACAACGAGCAAGAAAACUACUAUAACAACGCAACCACAAACGACAGUCGAGACCACUCGUCCUACAAUAAGGGCUUCUACAAUAGUACCUACUGGAACAAUGCCAUUUACAACAAAAAAUGAAAGAACAACAAGAACAUCAGGAGAUAUAACUGAGACGACAACACCAAACAGGACGCCAGUAAAAGCCACGUCAGAGGGGCCCAUGGAACUUUUGUUUGACUAUAAUGUCACGCAAGUGGAGGUAACGACAUGGCUCUCAAACGUGGAUGUGGAACUAUCCGAGGAACUUCAUCUGGAACAAUUCGAGGUGUCGCUAACAGAGAUGCAGAGCCAAGAUGGAGUGCCGCUGGUCAGUCUUACAGCAACAGCCAAUGUGGAAGUGACUGAGGAGCGCUGGGUGUUGGUGUACAAGAAAGGUCCGGGUGAAACACAUACAGGACUUCUUUUUCCAGAGUUGGAAAAUCUCGACAUAACCGCUGGACUUACAGGAGUCUUGCCUGCGGAAGUUCAAGUCAGUGCCAUACGUUCGGCCUCCGAACUUUACUUCAGCCGACAUCUUGGCAGUCUUCAAACGGACUACGCAAGCAUGAUGGCUACAACGGACUUCAGCAGCCUGGUGCAUUUGUCUGCCCCUGUGCCAAGUCAAAUUGAGCUAAAUGAACUGUUCUGCUUACAACGACUUCCAGCAAGUUUGGAAUGGUCUGUGCAGGCCAACCCCCAAGUCGAGUUUAGCAUCAGUAUAUCCACAAGUGCAACUGACGGAGUCAUUCUGGCCAGCUUUACUCCACCAAGUGUCGAAGUAUUUGAUUAUGCGGCAAUGCAAGUUGAAGUAACUGCGUGGGAAUCGAACCUGGAUGUUUCCCUGUCCGAAGAACUUCAGCUGGAACAAUUCGAGGUGUCGUUAACAGAGAUGCAGAGCCAAGAUGGAGUGCCGCUGGUCAGUCUUACAGCAACAGCCAAUGUGGAAGUGACUGGGGAGCGCUGGGUGUUGGUGUACAAGAAAGGUCCGGGUGACACACAUACAGGACUUCGUUUUCCACAGUUGGAAAAUCUGGACAUAUUCGCUGGACUAACAGGGGUCUUGCCUGCGGAAGUUCAAGUCAGUGCCAUACGUGCGGCCUCCGAACUCUACUUCAGCCGACAUCUUUCCAGUCUGCAAACAGACUACGCAAGCAUGAUGGCUGCAACGGACUUCAGCAGCCUGGUGGAUUUGUCUGCCCCUGUGCCAAGUCGAAUUGACCUAAAUGAACUGUUCUGCUUACAACGACUUCCAGCAAGUUUGGAAUGGUCUGUGCAGGCCACUCCCCAAGUCGAGUUUAGCAUCAGUGUAUCCACAAGUGCAACUGACGGAGUCAUUCUGGCCAGCUUUAGUCCACCAAGUGUCGAAGUAUUUGAUUAUGCUGCAAUGCAAGUUGAAGUAACUGCAUGGGAAACAAACCUGGAUACUGCGCUGUCCGAGGAACUUCAGCUGGGACAAUUCCAGGUGUCGCUAACAGAGAUGCAGAGCCAAGACGGAGUGCCGCUGGUCAGUCUUACAGCAACAGCCAAUUUGGAAGUAAAUGUGGAGCGCUGGGUGUUGGUGUACAAGAAAGGUCCGGGCGUCACACACACGGGACUUCUUUUUCCAGAGUUGGAAAAUCUGGACAUAACUGCUGGGCUUACAGGGGUCUUGCCUGCGGAAGUUCAAGUCAGUGCCAUACGUGCAGCCUCCGAACUCUACUUCAGCCGACAUCUUUCCAGUCUGCAAACGGACUACGCAAGCAUGAUGGCUACAACGGACUUCAGCAGCCUGGUGGAUUUGUCUGCCCCUGUGCCAAGUCGAAUUGACCUAAAUGAACUGUUCAGUUUACAACGACUUCCAUCAAGUUUGGAAUGGUCUGUGCAGGCCAACCCCCAAGUCGAGUUUAGCAUCAGUGUAUCCACAAGUGCAACAGACAGAAUCAUUCUGGCCUGCUUUACUCCACCGAGUGUCGAAGUAUUUGAUUAUCCGGCAAUGAGUGUUGAUGUCAUUGCAUGGGAAUCGAACCUGGAUGCUGCGCUGUCCGAGGAACUUCAGCUGGGACAAUUCCAGGUGUCGCUAAGAGAGAUGCAGAGCCAAGAUGGAGUGCCGCUGGUCAGUCUUACAGCAACAGCCAAUGUGGAAGUGACUGAGGAGCGCUGGGUGUUGGUGUACCAGGAAGGUCCGGGCGUUACGCACACUGGGCUUCUUCUGUCGGAGUUGGUAAAUUUGGACAUAACCCAGGGUCUGACAGGGGUCUUGCCAGAGACACUUCAAGUCAGUUCCAUACGUGUGGCCUCCGAACUCUACUUCAGCCGACAUCUUGCCAGUCUUCAGACGGACUACGUCAGCAUGAUGGCUGCAACGGACUUCAGCAGCCUGGUGGAUUUGUCUGCCCCUGUGCCAAGUCGAAUCGAGCUCAGCGAAGUCUUCUACUUACAACUACUUCCAGCAAGUUUGGAUUGGUCUGUGCAGGCCAACCCCCAAGUCGAGUUUAGCAUCAGUGUAUCCACAAGUGCAACAGACAGAAUCAUUCUGGCCAGCUUUACUCCACCGAGUGUCGAAGUAUUUGAUUAUUCGGCAAUGAGUGUUGAUGUCGUUGCAUGGGAAUCGAACCUGGAUGCUUCGCUGUCCGAGGAACUUCAGCUGGGACAAUUCCAGGUUUCGCUAAGAGAGAUGCAGAGCCAAGAUGGAGUGCCGCUGGUCAGUCUUACAGCAACAGCCAAUGUGGAAGUGACUGAGGAGCGCUGGGUGUUGGUGUACCAGGAAGGUCCGGGCGUUACGCACACUGGGCUUCUUCUGUCGGAGUUGGUAAAUCUGGACAUAACCCAGGGUCUGACAGGGGUUUUGCCAGCGACACUUCAAGUCAGUUCGAUACGUGUGGCCUCCGAACUCUACUUCAGCCGACAUCUUGCCAGUCUUCAGACGGACUACGUCAGCAUGAUGGCUGCAACGGACUUCAGCAGCCUGGUGGAUUCGUCUGCCCCUGUGCCAAGUCUAAUCGAGCUCAGCGAAGUCUUCUACUUACAACUACUUCCAGCAAGUUUGGAAUGGUCUGUGCAGGCCAAUCUCCAAGUCAAGUUUAGCAUCAGUGUAUCCACAAGUGCAACAGACAGAAUCAUUCUGGCCAGCUUUACUCCACCGAGUGUCGAAGUAUUCGAUUAUCCGGCAAUGAGUGUUGACGUAACUGCAUGGGAAACGAACCUGGAUGCUGCGCUGUCCGAGGAACUUCAGCUGGGACAAUUCCAGGUGUCGCUAAGAGAGAUGCAGAGCCAAGAUGGAGUGCCGCUGGUCAGUCUUACAGCAACAGCCAAUGUGGAAGUGACUGAGGAGCGCUGGGUGUUGGUGUACCAGGAAGGUCCGGGCGUUACGCACACUGCGCUUCUUCUGUCGGAGUUGGUAAAUUUGGACAUAACCCAGGGUCUGACAGGGAUCUUGCCAGCGACACUUCAAGUCAGUUCCAUACGUGUGGCCUCCGAACUCUACUUCAGCCGACAUCUUGCCAGUCUUCAGACGGACUACGUCAGCAUGAUGGCUGCAACGGACUUUAGCAGCCUGGUGGAUUCGUCUGCCCCUGUGCCUAAUCGGAUCGAGCUCAGCGAAGUCUUCUACUUACAACUACUUCCAGCAAGUUUGGAGUGGUCUGUGCAGGCCAACCCCCAAGUCGAGUUUAGCAUCAGUAUAUCCACAAGUGUAACAGACAGAAUCAUUCUGGCCAGCUUUACUCCACCGAGUGUCGAAGUAUUUGAUUAUCCGGCAAUGAGUGUUGAUGUCAUUGCAUGGGAAACGAACCUGGAUGCUGCGCUGUCCGAGGAACUUCAGCUGGGAGAAUUCCAGGUGUCGCUAAGAGAGAUGCAGAGCCAAGACGGAGUGCCGCUGGUCAGUCUUACAGCAACAGCCAAUGUGGAAGUGACUGAGGAGCGCUGGGUGUUGGUGUACCAGGAAGGUCCGGGCGUUACGCACACUGCGCUUCUUUUGUCGGAGUUGGUAAAUUUGGACGUAACCCAGGGUCUGACAGGGGUCUUGCCAGCGACACUUCAAGUCAGUUCCAUACGUGUGGCCUCCGAACUCUACUUCAGCCGACAUCUUGCCAGUCUUCAGACGGACUACGUCAGCAUGAUGGCUGCAACGGACUUCAGCAGCCUGGUGGAUUCGUCUGCCCCUGUGCCAAGUCGAAUCGAGCUGAGCGAAGUCUUCUACUUACAACUACUUCCAGCAAGUUUGGAAUGGUCUAUGCAGGCCAACCCCCAAGUCGAGUUUAGCAUCAGUAUAUCCACAAGUGCAACAGACAGAAUCAUUCUGGCCAGCUUUACUCCACCGAGUGUCGAAGUAUUUGAUUAUGCUGCAAUGAGUGUUGACUUAACUGCAUGGGAAACGAACCUGGAUGCUGCGCUGUCCGAGGAACUUCAGCUGGGACAAUUCCAGGUGUCGCUAAGAGAGAUGCAGAGCCAAGACGGAGUGCCGCUGGUCAGUCUUACAGCAACAGCCAAUAUGGAAGUGACUGAGGAGCGCUGGGUGUUGGUGUACCAGGAAGGUCCGGGCGUUACGCACACUGCGCUUCUUUUGUCGGAGUUGGUAAAUUUGGACAUAACCCAGGGUCUGACAGGGGUCUUGCCAGCGACACUUCAAGUCAGUUCCAUACGCGUGGCCUCCGAACUCUACUUCAGCCGACAUCUUGCCAGUCUUCAGACGGACUACGUCAGCAUGAUGGCUGCAACGGACUUCAGCAGCCUGGUGGAUUUGUCUGCCCCUGUGCCAAGUCGAAUCGAGCUCAGCGAAGUCUUCUACUUACAACUACUUCCAGCAAGUUUGGAAUGGACUGUGCAGGCCAAUCCCCAAGUCGAGUUUAGCAUCAGUUUAUCCACAAGUGUAACAGACAGAAUCAUUCUGGCUAGCUUUACUCCACCGAGUGUCGAAGUAUUUGAUUAUCCGGCAAUGAGUGUUGACGUAACUGCAUGGAGAUCGAACCUGGAUGCUGCGCUGUCCGAGGAACUUCAGCUGGAACAAUUCCAGGUGUCGCUAAGAGAGAUGCAGAGCCAAGAUGGAGUGCCGCUGGUCAGUCUUACAGCAACAGCCAAUGUGGAAGUGACUGAGGAGCGCUGGGUGUUGGUGUACCAGGAAGGUCCGGGCGUUACGCACACUGCGCUUCUUCUGUCGGAGUUGGUAAAUCUGGACAUAACCCAGGGUCUGACAGGUGAGUAG
Branchiostoma belcheri (Belcher's lancelet) is the source of this 5688-nucleotide messenger RNA. RefSeq lists its product as uncharacterized. The record is from RefSeq and is a predicted model, not a curated record. The transcript has 19 exons. Bases 1 to 5688 code for a protein of 1895 amino acids. NCBI's taxonomy places the organism in Eukaryota, Metazoa, Chordata, Leptocardii, Amphioxiformes, Branchiostomatidae.